AUGGAGGGAGAACAUCAAUCGACGACCGUUAUUCAGUUUAACGACGCUGGAAACGCCAUCGACAGUGCUACUUUCAGAUUGUUUGCAGAUAAUUUCGUCGGCAUAAACUUAACGUUUAGGAACACAUACAACUUGCCAUUACCGAGCAAUGAUGCGAAGAAGGUAUCGGUGGCACCGGCGGCGGUAGUCAACGGGGACAAGGUGAUGUUCUACAGCUGCGGUUUCAUAAGCGUUCAGGACACAUUGUGCGACGGAAUAGGCCGCCAUUAUUUCUUCAGCUGCGACAUCGAAGGAGCUGUCGACUUCAUUUGGGGAAGAGGCCAAUCCGUAUACAUGAGAUGCCGAAUAAACGUGGCAGGGCGAUUAAUGGGAGGAACACCAGGAUUCAUCACAGCACAAGGGAGAGAGAGCGAACAAGACACAAGUGGGUUUGUGUUCAUAAUGUGCGGAAGAGCUUACCGACGGUACUCUCGGGUUCUCUUCUCUCGUACCAUAAUGUCCGACAUCGUUGUCCCCCAAGGAUGGGAUGCUUGGAAUUACGCUGGCCAAGAGCAAACGAUCACCUAUGCAGAGGUGAACUGUGAGGGACCGGGAGCAAAUAAGAAGGGGAGAGUCAAAUGGGAGAAGACUCUUCCUCCUGAUGAAAUCAAUUUCCUUAAAAGCCCUAAAACUUUCAUUGACGCCGAUAAUUGGAUGGAGCAACUUCCUGUCUCCGCCAAGCUCCCCAUGUACUAG
This is a messenger RNA of Tarenaya hassleriana, 735 nucleotides long. RefSeq names its product probable pectinesterase 29. Bases 1 to 735 code for a protein of 244 amino acids. The record is from RefSeq and is a predicted model, not a curated record. Gene Ontology annotation, molecular function: pectinesterase activity. NCBI's taxonomy places the organism in Eukaryota, Viridiplantae, Streptophyta, Magnoliopsida, Brassicales, Cleomaceae. Gene Ontology annotation, biological process: cell wall modification. The transcript has 4 exons.